This is a messenger RNA of Arvicanthis niloticus (Nile rat), 2985 nucleotides long. It is a transcript of the gene Nr2e1, whose product is annotated as nuclear receptor subfamily 2 group E member 1. The record is from RefSeq and is a predicted model, not a curated record. Gene Ontology annotation, molecular function: DNA-binding transcription factor activity; sequence-specific DNA binding; zinc ion binding. Gene Ontology annotation, biological process: regulation of DNA-templated transcription. NCBI's taxonomy places the organism in Eukaryota, Metazoa, Chordata, Mammalia, Rodentia, Muridae.
CUAGUUUGCCCUCUCGGUCCCGGGCUCCGGCAGCGAGGAGCUUAUCUGCCCGAGACUGCGGCUGUGAUUUUCGUCUUUCCACAGAAGAUCGGCGGUCUGCAGAGAGCUGCCCACUCUGCACCCCUGUGUGGAGGGAGAGAUUGCAAACAGUACCAGGCAUGGAGAAAGAGGGAGAUUUCGCCCUCGUUGCUCCGUAGGAAGACCAUUUCCGUGUCUCCAUCUCUGCCCUUCAAUAUUCCCCUCGUGCUGUCCUCUCUCUUCAGCCUGCCCGUCCAUCUCUCUCCAUCUGUCUGUCCAAGACUGUCCAUAUCAAGCCGCAUCCCCAGCUGCUGCAGUUUUGCUAGAACCGGGAAAGAAACUCAAGGAUGCUCACAUUUCCACUGUGGAACGAAUUCUGAGCGCCCGGGAGAGCGGGGGCAGCGCGCAAACCAAUAGCCACCUGUCUGUCUGUCCCGCCCGGGAGCCUCGCAGGCUGGAGGGCGGCUGGAGAGCGGCGGCGCCGGGCGGCGACGUGGGCGCCGUGGGCCGGGAAUCCGGCAGUGCCCACCAGCCGCUGCGCCCCGGGACCGCCAGCAUGAGCAAGCCCGCAGGAUCAACAAGCCGCAUUUUAGAUAUUCCUUGCAAAGUGUGUGGUGACCGCAGCUCCGGGAAGCACUACGGGGUCUAUGCUUGCGAUGGCUGCUCUGGAUUCUUCAAGAGGAGCAUCCGAAGGAAUAGGACCUAUGUCUGCAAGUCUGGAAACCAGGGAGGAUGCCCCGUAGACAAGACACACAGAAACCAAUGCAGGGCGUGUCGACUGAAGAAGUGUUUGGAAGUCAACAUGAACAAAGAUGCCGUGCAGCACGAGCGGGGGCCUCGGACGUCCACCAUCCGCAAACAGGUGGCCCUCUACUUCCGUGGGCACAAGGAAGACAAUGGGGCCGCUGCUCACUUCCCCUCCGCGGCGCUGCCAGCCCCCGCUUUCUUCACAGCGGUCACUCAGCUGGAGCCGCACGGUCUCGAGUUAGCUGCUGUGUCUGCCACCCCUGAACGACAGACUCUUGUGAGCCUGGCUCAGCCCACGCCCAAGUAUCCCCAUGAAGUGAAUGGGACCCCAAUGUAUCUCUAUGAAGUAGCCACUGAGUCCGUGUGUGAAUCGGCUGCCAGGCUUCUCUUCAUGAGUAUCAAGUGGGCAAAGAGUGUGCCAGCCUUUUCCACGUUGUCCUUGCAAGAUCAGCUGAUGCUUUUGGAAGAUGCGUGGAGAGAACUGUUUGUUCUAGGAAUAGCACAAUGGGCCAUUCCGGUUGAUGCUAACACUCUACUGGCUGUAUCUGGCAUGAAUAGUGACAACACAGACUCCCAGAAGCUGAACAAGAUCAUAUCUGAAAUACAGGCUUUGCAGGAGGUGGUGGCUCGGUUCAGACAGCUCCGAUUAGACGCCACCGAAUUCGCCUGUCUGAAAUGUAUUGUCACUUUCAAAGCUGUUCCUACACACAGUGGUUCUGAACUGAGAAGUUUCCGGAAUGCUGCCGCCAUCGCAGCUCUCCAGGACGAGGCUCAGCUGACUCUCAACACCUACAUUCAUACCAGAUAUCCCACACAACCCUGCCGAUUCGGGAAACUCUUGUUGCUUUUACCAGCUUUACGGUCAGUUAGCCCAUCCACCAUAGAAGAAGUGUUUUUCAAAAAAACCAUCGGCAACGUGCCGAUUACGAGACUACUUUCAGAUAUGUACAAAUCCAGCGAUAUCUAACUAAGGUCUCCAGCACCCACUCUCCAAGACGGAGCAGUAUCCGAUGGACGUCUACCAUGCAGGACAAGCCUCAAAUAACAAGACUUUCUGGAAGGAGAAACCUGGGAGGGAGUGGCCUUCAGGAAAAAAAAAAUGCCAGUGGACUCAAAACAACAGCUAUGACCUGCUGCUUCCCUGAAACAGGACAGCUGGAAAGGCCAGGUGGUUACAACAGUUACUGUUGACAUGCCCUGGGAUGGGGUGAGCUGGGGUCACCACUACAGGCCCAGCCAGGCAUUCUGCCUCUGACCUGGAAGAUCCAGCUGAAUCACUCAAAGCUGAAAGACAAACCAUGCUUUCUUCUUUGUAGCACAUAAAGUCAGUUGAUCAACAGUAGCUGUUCGUGUAACAUCGUCAUAUACUGCGGCCUUCAGGACUCAUGUUGGGUUGGAACAUUUACUUAAAAAAAUAAUGCUUAGGUUUUAAAUCAAAAGUAUUAUCAAACGUUUUCCUUCUAUCAUAAUACCUUCAUUAAGUGGCCUUCAGAACCAAGAGAGUGAGCGAAACGUAGUUUAUGCUGUGUGAUUUCCUUUCCCUCCCCACACUUUCUGGUCUUUUCUUUUCUGUUUCUUUCUGCUCUUUUCUUAUAACAUAGGCCAGGCAACCUCUUCAAAGGAACUGACAACAAAGGCACUUCUCAGCAAGACUUUGGGUUGAACAGCAAGGCGAGACAGAACAGGUCUACUGAAAGAACUUCAGUCCAGGGAGGACGAGUUCCAUCAGCAAAACCAAAUGACAGAGCCAGGUGAUUGGGUGAGGUGGUCGCUGUCCCUUCAUCAGCGUGCUGAAGCCAAAAGCCAUAAGGUCAGUGAGUCACACCAGACAGUGAACAGGGUUGCGAGCCAGAAGGAACUUCAAGGAGAUGCUGAACGGAUUCCUGAACAUUCCAUUGCUAAACAGCCUGAGACUCUUGGAUGCCUUUCAGAAAACUCUGGUUUCUAAUAAAGCCUUCAAAUGCAUACAUACACCCCCCCCCCAUAUCAUCCUACACUCUUAAGCUGCUCCUUGGGUAUGAAUCUAUACUUAUGGAAAUAUAGAAACAACAGUUUUAAAUAGCUGCUGUACUUUUCACGUUUUGAUUUCUUAGGUACUAGCACCCAGGGGGGGAAAAAUUCAGCACUGGCCUAGCAUAGAAUGAGACAGACUUCUCUUGUACAAAGUGAAUUAACUGAUUUGUGAAGUUAAAAGGUUGUACUCAUUGUAUUUACAAAGAA